Amphibalanus amphitrite is the source of this 1448-nucleotide messenger RNA. RefSeq names its product probable palmitoyltransferase ZDHHC24. NCBI's taxonomy places the organism in Eukaryota, Metazoa, Arthropoda, Thecostraca, Balanomorpha, Balanidae. Gene Ontology annotation, molecular function: protein-cysteine S-palmitoyltransferase activity. The transcript is spliced from 6 exons. Gene Ontology annotation, biological process: peptidyl-L-cysteine S-palmitoylation; protein targeting to membrane. The record is from RefSeq and is a predicted model, not a curated record. The coding region runs from base 1 to 768 and encodes 255 amino acids. Gene Ontology annotation, cellular component: Golgi apparatus; endoplasmic reticulum.
AUGAAAAUCACAUGCCACUACUACGAAAUCUGGGUGUACAGCCAGGAUUUCCUCCAGGAGGGGACCAAACUUACAGGGGUCCAAGGUCAGCCAGUAUGUGGCACAUGUCAAACAGGCCAGCCACCGAGGUCCCAUCACUGCAGCAAAUGCAGGCAGUGUGUUGACAAGAGGGACCACCACUGUCUCUUCACAGGCUGCUGCGUGGGCAGACAGAACCACCGGUACUUUAUCUGCGGGAUUCUGGCAGUGUUCGUUGGCUCCCUGUACGGCAUCAUCUACGAGUGGGACAUGGUGCUGGAGGCCGCCGGAGGGUAUUCGCUAUGGCUGCCGCUGCAGUUGUCUGCUCCCCACCUGCUGUGGCCUUUUGGUCUGCUUGACGGAUGGGGUCUGCUGGUCUGCGUGCACAACAUGCUGGGUCUGUCCGUGCUCGUCAACGCCGGGCUUCUCGUGUAUCUGCAACUCUCCGCUCUGCGGCGGGGACAAACUCAGUUCGAGCGGAAACGCGGCAUCACUCUGUAUGACCGAGGUCUGCGCCAGAACCUGCGGAAUGUUCUGGGCGAGCGCUGGCUGGUGGCACUGUUUUGGCCGUUCGCCGACUCGCCUCUGCCAGCUGUGGAGGAAACGACGGAAGAUGGCGGUGUCGGCGCGGGGAAGGCGGAUAUAGGUGACGAUGAAUGCAGUGAAGCAAGUGGUGAGCGGUUGGUGGGUGAUGACCGUGAUGACCAAAUGCUUACAAAGAGACUCACUAGGCGUCCUUCGACCGAUUGAGGUGACCUAUCAAUGGGCUGUGAACAUCUCCAUCGCGGCAACUAUAUUACGUUGUUUUCUUGACGGAGGACCGCUGUUAUCGUGGAUUUAUCUUGCCUAGAAUACCAUGGAAAUGGGACCAAUUGCCAUGCGGCUGGUUAUCGAUUAUGAAUCGGGAGGGGGAAGGGAGGUACGAUUUGCGUGCGAUUUUUCAUUGGCUGUGCUCGCUGCCAUAUAUCAUGCUUUACAUCGAGGUAGCAAUUCGUAAUGCUUAGUUUGCAUCUAUUGGGGCAGCAGUCUGCACCAGUCAUGCCAUUUUGAUUAUACUGAGUUCAACGUAUGCUAUAGAGAUCAUUGAUUAGCUUAUUUUGUAUCCCUUGCCAACUACGCCUGCCAAGUGCCAUUACUGAUGACGAUAUUCGACCAUAUUGCGUAUUAUACAAACGUGCAUUUGCCUUUCUCAUAUCAUUUGAUGGCAACUGUGAGUUUUUUUCGCGCGUUCAUUUGCAUUACAAUUUAAUAUACCCAUUACUUAACAGUGCCAACUUGCGAUGGUCAUAGGUCUGUUUGCUAUUUUUUUUUUCGUAUACCAUCAGGCCUAGUUGCAUGCAUAAUGCAUAUAGCAAAUGCCAAUGUUGUUCGUGCCAUCCGGUGUUUUAUGUGAAUACGAGUAGUGUUGAAAAUAAAUGUGACUGCUUUUA